Corythoichthys intestinalis (scribbled pipefish) is the source of this 8123-nucleotide messenger RNA. RefSeq names its product kinetochore scaffold 1 (gene knl1). Bases 179 to 7366 code for a protein of 2395 amino acids. NCBI's taxonomy places the organism in Eukaryota, Metazoa, Chordata, Actinopteri, Syngnathiformes, Syngnathidae. The transcript is spliced from 32 exons. The record is from RefSeq and is a predicted model, not a curated record. Gene Ontology annotation, cellular component: nucleus. Gene Ontology annotation, biological process: cell division; protein localization to kinetochore; attachment of spindle microtubules to kinetochore.
GUUAGCUUCCCGUCGAAGCAAACUGAUGCCUAGAUAAAAAUGUUCGUUCAACAAAUUUAGCUUUUGCUUUAUGGAUACAACUAUUUGUUAACGAGAAACAAUAUUUAUCUGUGCAUUAAGAGAUUUCACAAGUAGGAACUACGAGAAAAAAAAACUUCCAACUAUCUUUUAGUUGAAAAUGGAGCCAAUGGAUUCUGGCAAGAAUGAUGAGAACAAUGUGUACUCCUCCAGUAGACGCAUUUCCUCGAUUCUUAAAGUGCCACGGAAAUCCAUUAUAUUCCAAGAUCCAGAGCAACGGGAAAAUGAGGUUCAAUGUGCCAAACCGAGUGAAAAAAGAAAUUCCAGAAGAGUUAGCUUUGCACCAGCUAAUGAUGUUCUUCUUUUUUCCAAGGAUGAGAAAAAUGCCUCGUCUCUCCAAAGUCCAUUCCAAGCAUUAAUGUCUACAGAAAACCCAAUGCAAAAAAGUGUCCAGGUACUAAUAGGUGAAGAUAGGAUUCAACAAAUAAAAGGAAUCUCACAUAUAUUUACACCUCUUCAUGCCACUGAACUAAUUGGAAAGGACAACUUUGAAACCGGGCAAGGCAUUGGAGAGAAAUCAGUGGUUUAUUUUGAGAAUGAUGUCUUCAUGGAGAUGACCCAAAGUCACAGUAUCAACAUUUCUCAUCAUGAUAAUUUAGACACCCCAGAGAGUAAUGCAAUCAUCUUGGAUUCUUGUGGAAAUAUGAGCUCUGCUGAUAGAGAAUCCAUGGGGAUGAGCUUAAAUCAUAGCACACACCUUGCUAGAGGGUUGCAAAUGCCAUGCACUGGCAGAAUUGCAGAUUUCAGAGCUACGUCAUCAGCGUCAGGUUUGAAUCCCUCCUCCAACAACUUCCAACAAUCCCUUUCAAAAUCUUGUGGAUCAAAUGUGACACUUUUGGAAACAUCACAUACACGAAUGCCCCAGAUUAAAAGCCAGAGGGUAGACCUAAAUAAGGAAAAUCAAGCUCCAGUUUAUUUUGAAAAUGGGAAAUCGCCUCAUAAUUCCAGGAAUAUUGGUCUCUCUCAAGAUGAUGAUGAUGACAUGGAUAUAACAGCUACUCAUGCAGGAUUGGCAGAUGAUGCUGAUGAUCCUUUUCAGUGUCUUUUUCCCACACCAAAAAUGUACUCCCGGUACGAUACUGUGUCACAAGAAAGAAACAACCCAAAGACUCCACAGAAGCAGACCAGCAUGACGCAAGAAUCAUCUAACCAAAAAGCAGCAUUUGGAAACAGGUAUGACAAGGGAAACACUGAAGAUACUCUUCAGAUAACUGAUACAAUCUCAUUCAAGAAUCAGUCUUCUCAUGCUAGUGAACAGCAAAUGUACAAUUUAAAACAACAAUGCACAGAGAAUACAAAAUCCACAGCCGACGACACCUGUAUGGACAUUACACAAAGCUAUACUGUGAAAAUAAUGGAUGAGCUGUCAUCUUCCUCAACCCCAAAUUUGGGAAUUUCUUUCAAUGGAGGAAAAACAGACAUUUCACAAUCCUCUACGGAAAGGAAACAUGAAGAAACAGCUGCCCAACCGGUUUCAUCAGACAUCAGUUUGGACCCCAAAUUCAAACAAUUUCUUGCAAGCGUCUUUAAACCCGAAUGCCAAAGGGUUAUUUCUGGAGAUGCACGCAUGUCUCAAAUUAAGGAAGCAAUUGAGCAACCCAAAGAGGACCUGAGCAAGGUUAUAACAAGAUUUCAAAAAGGUGGUCUUCUAGGAAAUACAGGAACUUAUGAGACACUCCAAUAUCCCCUGCUUGAACAAAAAAUGCAACCUCAAGUUGGACAAACAAAAUUUCAACAGCUGUGCUCUGAUCGACAGAGGUCAUCCUAUGUUACAGGGAAUGGAACCCCAUCGAAGGUGAAACAUCAGAUUAAUUCUUCUACUCAAGAGGACUGCAGAGAGCAAUCAGUGAGAUUUGCUGUUGACAAGGCCCACUUGGAUAACACUCAAAGUCACUCUGUUAACAUGGCUCCUGUGUUCACAAUGCACUCACGCAGUGAUGAAAGAACAGUGAAGUUCUCAGCAAAUAAUGCCACUAUUGAUGUGACGCAAAACCUUAACGUUAAUAUUGAUGCUCCUUUUGAUGCAUCCUCUAAACAACGAGCACACAAAAGGGUUUCUGCGAAAGAUGCAGCAAUGGAUAUGACGCAAAGCCUCAAUGCAGCAAUUGUAUCAGGAACACACGCAAAUGUAAACUCUUUAACUGCUGGAGGAGAGAAAACUAUCAGGUUUUUAGAAAAUGACACAGUGAUGGAUAUGACACAAGGCCUCACUGUAAUGAUCUAUGCUCCCGUUGAACCAGAAGCACAAAAUAUUGUCAACUCUGCUGAAAGAGAUAACAGUAUAGGGUGUUCAGUAAAUGACGUGCCAAUGGUUAUGGACCAGAAACUCACCUCAAUAAUUGACACUCACUAUGAACCAGAAGCAGACAGGCAUUUACACUCUGUAUCUGGUAAAGGAGAGAAAACAACAUAUGACGCAGCGAUGGACAUUACUCAAAGUCUAAUCGCUGUAAAUGAUACUCCAUUUGAAGGAGGAGAUCACAAAAAUGUCCACUCUGAACCUGCAAGAGAAGAGAAAACGCACAGGUUUUCAGCAAAUUACACUGCAAUGGAUUUUACACAAAACCUGACCGCAAACAUCGCAACUCAUUUGGAACCAGGACCACAUCAUAAUGGUAACUUUUUGCCAGUUGGUGGAGAGAACACCGCAGCAUUGGAUGUAACAAGGAGUCUGACUACAACUAUUGAUACUCAUUUUGAACCAAAACAGCACCAAGUUGUGAACUUUGCCCUUGCUGGAAGAGAGAAAACUGUCAUAAAUUCAGCAAAUGGUACAGCAAAAGACAUAACUGCAAACAUGGUUGCAAAUUUGGAACCAGGCACAAACCAGAAUUGUAACUUUUUACCUGCUGAAAAAGAGAACACUAUAAGAUUCUCACCAAAUGAUGCAGCAGUGGAUGUGAGACGGAGCCUUGCCACAAAAAAUGAUACUCCUUUUGAACCAAAAGAACACCAAAAUGAAGUAAACUUCAUAACGACUGGAAAAGAGACUAUAACCAGGAACUUGGUGAAGGACAGAGGGAUGGAUGUGACAAGAAAUCUUACUGAAAACAUUGAUAAACAUUUAAGACCAAGAGCAUACCAAAAUGGCAGCGUUGUUGCUAAUGGGGUAAAAAAGACUAUCAAGUUUUCAGCAAAUGACGAUUUGACAGAUUUGACACAAAACGUUGAUGCACCUUUUGAACGUGAAGCCCAUCAGAAUGUUCACUUUGCCCCUGUUGGAGGAGAGAAAACGAUGUGUUUUUCAGGAAAUGAUGCAGCAUUGGAUGUAACAAGGAGUCUCACUACAAUUAUUGAUACUAAUUUUGAACCAAAACACAACCAAAGUGUUAACUUUACAACAGCUGGAAGAGAGGAAACUGUCAGAAAUUCGGAUAAUGACACAGCGAAAGAUGUGUCACGAAACCUGACCGCAAAUAUUGCUACACAUUUGGAACCAGGACCACAUCAUAAUGGUAACUUUUUACCAGCUGGUGGAGAAAACACCGCAGCAUUGGAUGUAACAAGGAGUCUGACUACAACUAUUGAGACUCAUUUUGAACCAAAACAGCUCCAAAUUGUUAACUUUGCCCCUGCUGGAAGAGAGAAAACUGUCAUAAAUUCAGCAAAUGGCACAGUGGAAGACGUGAAACGAGACAUGGCUGCAAAUUUGGAACCAGGUACAUACCAGAAUUGUAACGUUUUACCUACUAGAAAAGAGAACACAAUAAGAUUCUCAACAAAUGAUACAGUAAUGGAUGUAAGCGGGAGCCUCACCACAAAAAAUGGUACUUCUUUUGAACCAAAAGAACACCAGAAUAUAGUAAACUUCAUACCGACUGGAAAAGAGACUAGUAUCAGGAAUUUAGUAGAGGAUGGAGAGAUUGAUUUGACAAGAAACCUUACUGAAAACAUUGCUGACCAUUUAAGACCAGGAGCAUACCAAAAUGGCAACUUUGUACCUCCUGUUGUAGAAAAAACGAUCAGGUUUUCAACAAAUGACAUUUCGAUGGAUUUGACACAAAGCAUUGAUGCUGCUUUUGAACACUUUACCCCUGCUGGAGAAGAGAAAAUGCUGUGUUUUUCAACAAAUGAUGCAGUUAUGGCUACAAGGCAAAGAAUCCCUCCACACAUUAUUUCACGUUUGGAACCAGGAGUAAAUGACAACGAGCCUAACAGAGCAGAGAAAACUAUGAGGUUUUCACCAAAUGAUGUGACGCAAAACCACAUUACAAACAUUGAUGAAUAUUUGGAACCAGCUUCACACCAGGAUGUCGACCUUAAACCUAAUGUUAUAGAGCAGUCUAUGAAAUAUACAGAAAAUGAUGCUAUGGAAGUAACACAAAGUGACACCAUAAAUGCAGCACAUCCCCAACAAAACACAGAAUGCUUAACCUCUGAAGGAGAGAAGACUACAAGACAACUACAAUGUAGUACCAAUGAUGUGUCUAUGGAUAUGACACGAAGUCACACUGUAAACAUUACUGAUGAUUUAUUAUCCAGUGGUGUUCCUCUUGCCAAGAAACAAGGCGAGCUGCGUGGUCUCCAAAGAAAAACAUCUUUAUCAAUACUCAAUUUCAAUCCAGGACAAAUUCACCGUAUGUUCACCAAAACAGACCCUACAGCAGAGCCUUCUUUUGAAGAAACUGUUGAAACAAAAAACUUGAUCUCAGCUCAGUCUAAAACAAUAAAUGAGGAUAGUAAAUAUAACAUUCCAGGGGUUGAAACACCUUGUAGUAGUCCUUUAAGUAAAAUGAAAAAAAUGGAUGACUCUUUAAAGGUAGCAGAAAGUGAUGUAAGCCUCAAACCAGAAGAAAUUGAAACAGGUUGCAUUUUUGGAGUCGGAUGCUCAAACGAGCCGCCACAGUUUGAUACAUCAACACAACAUAAUUAUACUGAUGUUCAAGAGAACAGGGAAGUCACUUCACAAAAGACCAGUCAAGAGCUUGCACUAUCCUAUCAAGAUGUAGUAGAAAAACCAGAUGCCUUAGGCUCUAAAGAAGAAGAGAAUAGGAAAGAAGCUGCAUACGGAAAUGAAACCAGUCCUUUGCCACAGAAAUUAGAUUCACCUAAUUCUGGUCAAAAUGGUAGGGAUUCAAAGAUAUCCAGACGAGUCAGUUUGGUUGAGCUUCAGUCAAAACUGAGGCGUUUGAAAUGUAGAACUUCUGAGACUUUUGCUUCAGACAUUUGCACUGCACCUUUGCCUGAUUUGGACUCUGACGCAAACAGAAACACAAAAGACUGCAAUGUUAUCGUACCUGAAGAGGUGCCAGAUGUUAAAACAGGCUUAGAAAACACUCAGGAUGAGCAUACACAAUAUGAGGUGAAAGAAAAAACAACUGUACCAACUCCUUUCAAAACUAAGACUACAGAACUGAGGUCAAGACUGUCAGUAGGAGCCUUCACGCCAAAACUGCCACAAAGAAGCCGAACUAACGAACUACAAAAUGCAGAAUCCAGCUAUAACCACUCCCAGGAAAAAUCUGGGUAUAUUGCAGCAAUCGACAAUAUUACCAAUAAAUUGAACAAAUGGAAUGAUAUUGAUGCGAGUGAUAUUAAUGAUGAAGAACUCGGUAGCUGUGAAGAUUUAUCAGAAACUCUGGAUAUAAAAAGUCCCCUUGGGAUCUCAGAUGUCAGGAUCCCUUAUCAAAAAUUCAACAUUGAUGAAAACUUGCAGGAGAAUGUUUUUCAAGAAAACAGCCCAGUUGGUGCCAAGGGAAUCAAGAGACGCUUGCCAUCAGAUGAAAACAAUACAGAGGAUGAAAAGAAAAUGAAGGCGUCCGAUCAGGUGUCCCAUGAGGCUGUAGAAACGACUAAUAUUCAGGAAUAUGAUGGUGUGAACGUCACUUCUUUGCCAACCAUGUCAAACCAGGUGAUGGAUUCUUCCAGCACUACUCAUACAAACAGUACCCAUAGUGACUGCUCUACUUUUAAACAUAGCGUGUUUGAGUCCCAGUUUGAAGACAGUGAUGUGAAGAAAUUGGAAGAUGGCACUCUGACGGUGAUGGAGUUCUUUAAACUCUUCGGCAUAGACUUUGUGAUCCAUAAACCCCGGCAAAGCAUAAAUCCCGGCAACCUUUCACAUGACACUGGUUGCUCACCAAUGGCUGUAUUGAAAAACAGACAUAUAAAUCAUCCCAAACAAAUGGUAUAUGAAGCUGAUUUGGAGAAUCUCUCUGAAAAGGUCGAAGGGUUAUAUUCCAAAAUGAUGCACUUAAACAAACCUCUCAAGGACAUCAAUAAACAUUUGUGGGAAGAGUUAAAAAAAUCUUCAGAAAAGGAGAUCAGCUCUUUCGGUGUAAAAUUAAAAGAGAGAAACAAUUUCUUCAGAAGGAUCAGCAAAGUCCGCUCACAUGAAAUGAAGGAAGUCCUGUACUCGAAUCUUCUACAGACUACGACGGAUGAACAGGAGAAGUUAAGCAGUACAAUUGCGGAAUCUGAAGAGAUGAUCAAAAUUCUGGAUGGCUGUAUUGGUGAUUUGGAAGCAGAACUUGAAGCAGUUGAAGAAAAAGGAACUGAAAAAAAGCCUAGCAUUAAGUCACUCCAGGAAGAUAUAAAAAAUCUGAAUGGGACUUUGGAUGACAAAAAACGACAGAUAUAUGAACUGGAGGUGCAGACAAAACAGGCUUCAAAAAAAUUGGACAUUUUGAAAGCUGAGACAAAACACCUUCAGGGCUUCGUGGGCAUGCUCAAUAUUGUCAAUGAAUGGCGAUUCAAAGAGAAGACUGACAACUGCACAGUAUACACUUUCCUCAAUGACACAUUGCAACUACAGUUGGUGCACGAAGGAAAUUGUGCUGAUAAUGAACCUGAGAGGAAAAUGUCACACAUCAAUUUCAAAUUUCUUCUUGAUGAUGAAAAAUCACAGGACCAUGCCCGGUUGGUUCACAAACUGCUUUCUCAGUACAUUGAGGCUGAAACGGCAUGGGUGGAGAAGUACCCAACAUUUAGAUAUGUUCCAAAGCUCCUCCAUGACGUGUCCCUGGUAGUGAGUCACUGUCGUCUCUUGGGGGAGGAGUUACGACUGAUGAAAAUGUGGGGAGGUUUACGACUAAACAUUGAGGACAUUAGCUGUGUGGACAGUCGAAUUAAUAUUAUCUUCAGCAGUCUGAAGAGAGUUUCCAAGUUUGAGGUCACUUUUUCGGUCAGCUUGGUCAACCACUUGUAUGGUCUUCAUCUGCAAGUCUUCAAAAACUUCUUUGGAGAUACAACAGCCCGGCAGAUCGAACAGAUAGUGGAAUCAUUCAGUCCGGCCAAGAAGCUCCUGACAAAGAUUGUCAAAAAAAUUAAUUGUGACUUACUUUGUUGAGAUCUUUACAGUAUGCUCUUUUUUUCAAGUGACAGAUGUUCCUCUGUUUUUUUCUGCUCGCAAUUCAGUCUGUUAGUGUGUAGUCUUUGCAGUCCCCUGUAGAUGGCGACCGUGUUCUACUUGGUUGAAAUGACUUUUCAUUUUAGGAAAAAAGUGAAAAUUGAUGUAAAUACAAUACAGUAUGUCCUAUUUUGCCUUAACAUAUUUUGAGUGUGGUUAGUUAAUUCUUUGUCCCAUCCAUUCAAUUUCACUUUAAUGGUGAUGCAUUUGUAUUUUAAAUAUACUGAAGUUGUUUAUUAAAAUGGAUAUGUUGCCGCCAUUGCUUGUGUUCUGCAGUUUUUGUGGGGUUUAAUGCAUUUUCAUGUUGUUUACAAUAGACAAAUGCAAACAAUACUAAAGCUAAUGUCUGUAGUAAAGUAUGUGAAUGAGUUUAACUUAUUUAUUUCUACGAACAGACUGGCUUAAGUGAAUACAACACCUCAUUCAAAUAGCCGGUUUUUGUGAGAUACAGUUGUAGUCUAUAUUACAUUUUUUGUUUAUUUGUUUUUUAAAAUACAAAAAAGCACCAGUAUUUUGGGGGCUAAAACCGAAUAAUGGCAUUUGAAUUAAUGACGGUGAUUUUUUUAUUUUAUUUUUUUAAAAACUGAUUCAUGAUUGAAAAUAUGAAAAAAAUGGUACCUUUUCGUUCUGGGAAAUAAGACUGCUUAAGUACCGCCUAGUGGCUAUAUAUGGAUGUGCCAGUUGUAGUUAAACCCAU